This is a messenger RNA of Poecilia reticulata (guppy), 951 nucleotides long. The record is from RefSeq and is a predicted model, not a curated record. Lineage: Eukaryota; Metazoa; Chordata; Actinopteri; Cyprinodontiformes; Poeciliidae.
CAACCAUGAAAUGCUGCGAGGAAGCUGAAGGGGAGGAGGAGAGGAGAUGAAGGAGAAGAGAAGAAGCAAUUAUUGCUAUGAGUCUCAUUCUGUCCAUUUAUGAAUCCAGCCGUGUUUAAUGCGGAUGCUGGAGGUCAAGGCCGGUUUCUGAGGUGGACUCGGUGCCAAGAGCUGCGCGUGACGUCAGGGCUGGAGCGUGAUAGAAGAGCGUUUCACCUGUUUUAUUUGAAAGGUUGUUUGUUUAGUUUUUUGGGAAUCAGUGAGGCUGCCUUCACAUCAAUAGUAAUAAUAAAAACACGUGUUCCCACAGUUUUAGGCUUCAUAUUAUGUUAAUUUAUGAAUCACUGGUUUAGCACCACAAUACAUUAAAGAUGUGUUGUUGUACUAUCUGCCCUAGAUCCUCCUCACAGCAUGAUGCUGGCACCACCGUGUUCCUCAACAAAGGAGCAUACCUCUGUCAGCAGCAUGGGACAGCAUCUAGUAAAGAGGGAGACGCCCGCAGACAGCAAGGUAAGAAGAUAAGACCCUCUAAGAUAGCUUCAUCACCUGAACCCAAAGCGACAGCAGCAGCAGAAACACCAAAGGAAGCAGCCGAGCCUGAAUCACCGGAUGAAGUUUUUGGCCUGGUCGAGGCAGAUGCGAAGCAGAACAAUGGCUGCGUCUCGGAGAACCCGGCGGUGACUGACUCCACGGGCGCUGAGGGCCCCCGCCAGCCCUGGAGCCUCGCCAGCACAGCUGACCCUGACGCCGCCACGCCACGCCCCCACCUGGUCCGCCUCUUCUCCCGAGAUGCCCCGGGCCGCGAGGACAACACCUUCAAAGAGCGACCCUCGGAGUCGGACGAGCUGCAGACCAUCCAGGAGCACAGCGGAGCGGCGUCGGAGUGCGGGUCGGAGAGCCCCGAGCAGGACUUAGAAUAGGCUGACUUUUUUUUUUUUUUUUUUUAAUUUU